UGUCAAAUAGUGGCUCCGCCCCUUGACUCGUGGCUCAAAAAGGACGCCGAUUUUCUUAGCAGUCAAGAAGAAUGCGGGGAGCAAGGCUUGGUCUGGUUUCUUGACGGCCUGCUCCUAAACUUAAGAGGAAAUAACUUAGAAUCUGAAAGUGGAGGGAAAGUGUUAGCAGUAUGGGCCGCAGCGCAGGCCAGGCAGGGAGAUGCCCUGGGCUGGCAUCCAACCUCUGUGCAAGUGUCUCCCAGAGCCGGUACCUAGGAGCCGGGUUGGAAGUGGAGGCUUUCCUGGCCUCCACUUGGCGAAGCAGAGCGGGGCGUCCCCAGACAGAGGAGUGGUCCAGGAACGGAUACUAAACCCAGAACUUUGCGGUGACUUCUGGGGCCCGAACCAGAGAGGGGACCCAGUGUGGGGAUAAGUGAACUGGACCAGAAAGGACGUGGGCUGGGCUGACUGAGGAGGCUGGAGAAGCUGGGGGUGGGGCGGCCCAGGUGAGGAGUAUCCGUCCCUACUCCUUAAGCUCCUGGUUUAGGACUAGGAAAGAGGUAGGAAACCACCCCUUUUAACUAAAAGCGCUGCUUCGGGGCUUUCCCUUGCACUCUGGCCUUCCCCCAACCUGCCCCUGGGAGGAAGCUGAGAAAGGGUUCUUCCUGCCGCACCUGCUGCCCCAGAAAGUCAGCCUGUCUGCACUCCGAAGGGGCGGGGCCCCGGGUGUGUGGCUCACCUGGAGAGGGCGGGACUUAGGCUCCUGCCUGAUUCAGGUAACCCCUUGCAGGUUCCUUGAACUGGGUGUGGGGCUUAGAGCCAGACAGGAGGGGUUUGAAGUUCUGUCUCCUUUACUUCCGUUAUGGCAGCAUGUCCCCCACCAGCCCUCGUAGCUCUCAGUGAUCUGACGACCUAGGUGACCUCUCCUGGGACUUCGGGACCCUGGGAGCCCUUUGCCAUGAACCAGCCAGCCCCGGGGGUUCCCCCACCACCCCGCCGUGUGAGGCUGAAGCCCUGGUUGGUGGCCCAGGUGAACAGCUGCCAGUACCCAGGACUUCAGUGGGUCAAUGGGGAAAGGAAACUCUUCUAUAUCCCCUGGCGCCAUGCCACAAGGCAUGGGCCCAGCCAGGAUGGGGACAACACCAUCUUCAAGGCCUGGGCUCAAGAGACGGGGAAGUACACGGAGGGGGUGGAUGAGGCUGACCCAGCCAAGUGGAAGGCCAACCUGCGCUGUGCCCUUAACAAAAGCCGUGACUUCCGUCUGUACUACGAUGGCCCUCGAGACAUGCCACCUCAGCCCUUCAAGAUCUAUGAGGUCUGCUCCAAUGGCCCCGCUCCUGCAGAGUCCCAGCCCACUGAUGAUUACACUUUUGGAGAAGAGGAGGAGGAAGAAGAGGAAGAGCUCCAGAGAAUGUUGCCGGGCCUGAGCAUCACAGAACCCGUGCUACCCGGGCCUCCCAUAGCACCCUACUCCUUACCCAAAGACGGCGUCAAGUGGCCACCUGCUCUCCAACCAUCUGUAGGGCUGGGUCCCCCUGCCCCAGAUCCAAAUCUCCUGGUCCCUCCCUCCGGAAAUCCUGCAGACUUCCGGCAGCUUCUCCCUGAGGACCUGGAUCCUGGACCGCUGGCUCCCAGUCAGCCCCCUACAGAACAGCUGUUACCUGACCUGCUGGUCAGCCCCCACAUGCUGCCUUUGACUGACCUGGAGAUCAAGUUCCAGUACCGCGGUCGUCCACCCCGUGCCCUCACCAUCAGCAACCCCCAGGGCUGUAGGCUCUUCUACAGCCAGCUAGAGGCUACUCAGGAGCAAGUGGAACUCUUCGGCCCUGUGAGCCUGGAGCAAGUGCGCUUCCCUAGCCCAGAGGACAUCCCUAGUGACAAGCAGCGUUUCUACACAAACAAGCUGCUAGAUGUCCUGGACCGUGGGCUCAUCCUCCAGCUGCAGGGCCAGGACCUGUACGCCAUCCGUCUGUGUCAGUGCAAAGUGUUCUGGAGUGGGCCCUGUGCCUUAGCCCAUGACUCACGCCCCAACCCCAUCCAGCGGGAGGUCAAGACAAAGCUCUUUAGCCUGGAGCAGUUUCUCAACGAGGCCUUAAUCUUGAUGCAGAACUCAUCCUGUUCCAGAAGGGCCAGACCAACACCCCGCCACCUUUUGAGAUCUUCUUCUGCUUUGGAGAAGAAUGGCCUGACCUCAAACCCCGAGAGAAGAAGCUCAUUACUGUACAGGUGGUACCCGUUGCAGCCCGGUUGCUGCUGGAGAUGUUCUCAGGGGAGCUCUCCUGGUCGGCGGACAGCAUCCGGCUGCAGAUCUCAAACCCAGAUCUCAAAGACCACAUGGUGGAGCAGUUCAAAGAGCUCCAUCACAUCUGGCAGUCCCAGCAGCGGAUGCAGCCCAUGGUCCAGGCCCCUCCUGUGGCAGGCCUUGGUGCUGGCCAAGGGCCCUGGCCCAUGCAUCAUCCAGUUGGCAUGCAGUAACAAGACUACAGAUAGUGGCUGGCCUGGGUUUCCUGGGGCAACUGUGGAGAUUGGCAUGGUAAUGAAGUGGCCCCAGCAGGCCUGGCUGGCUGCAGGGUUCUACUUCUGAGUCUGUUAAGAGAGGCCUCAGGUCACAGUCUCCCUAAAAUUCUUCCAUUUGAGCAUUGUCUCCCAGAGAUCUGUAAUGUUUGGCUCUGAAGAAAUGUAGCCAGCAGCUCAGUGGGAGGGAAGGAACAUCACUAGCCCGGGACCUAGAUACAUGGGUCCAGUUAUCCCAGGGUAGCCAACUUUUAUGGUUACCCCAAUUCCUCUAGCAAAAAGUACCAAGGAGUGUUUGUGGCGCUUCUGCAGAGAAUGGGCCUGAUUUAGGGAUUCCCUAGCUUGAGCCUUUCUCAUCUUCCUUCUGACAAGAACGUCACUAGACGCUUGGGGCUGACAGCUGCCUUCCUUCAGAGUCUAAGAAGCUGGGGUACAAAGUAGAAUUUAAUAUAUUUUUGGAUUAAUAAAUGUUAAAAGCAGA
Molecule: messenger RNA, 2974 nt
Organism: Myodes glareolus (Bank vole)
Lineage: Eukaryota; Metazoa; Chordata; Mammalia; Rodentia; Cricetidae
Gene: Irf5
Product: interferon regulatory factor 5
Biological process (GO): immune system process; regulation of transcription by RNA polymerase II
Cellular component (GO): nucleus
Molecular function (GO): RNA polymerase II cis-regulatory region sequence-specific DNA binding; DNA-binding transcription factor activity, RNA polymerase II-specific; protein binding
Source: RefSeq, a predicted model, not a curated record